Molecule: messenger RNA, 1319 nt
Organism: Stylophora pistillata
Lineage: Eukaryota; Metazoa; Cnidaria; Anthozoa; Scleractinia; Pocilloporidae
Product: large ribosomal subunit protein uL29m
Biological process (GO): mitochondrial translation
Cellular component (GO): mitochondrial ribosome; mitochondrial large ribosomal subunit
Molecular function (GO): structural constituent of ribosome
Source: RefSeq, a predicted model, not a curated record
CAAUAUGGCGGUCGUACUGCAUAACCUUCGAUGUUUCGCAUUUCGACCGCCUAUUUCAACAGAAUUACACAUCAGAUCCUGUCUUCGUGGAUUACGAACAAGUCCUGCAGUGUUUGGUUUGGAAGAGUUUUUUCCACCUGAAGUAUUUAAAAAAGGAGAAUUGGCCAAGGAGAAAGUUCAUACAGGUAGAAAAUGGCGUGCUGGAGAACUGAGAGGAAAAAGUAAUGAAGACCUUCAUAAAUUAUGGUACGUUCUAUUAAAGGAAAGAAACAUGCUUAUGACUUUAAAGCAUGAAGCAAAAAGACAGAGUUAUCCAAUGCCCUCUCCUACAAGAACCCAUAAGGUUCAGAAGUCAAUGGCUGCAAUAAAACAGGUGCUUUCUGAACGGGAAAAAGCAGUGAAAAGCUUAGAAAAUGAAUCCUGGCCAUUUGAUGCAAUUCCAGAAGACACACCACCUACUGCCAUGGAAGAGGCCAAGGCAGAAUUUUCUGAUAAGAAAGAUUACCGGGAUUUGGUUAGAAUUCUGAAACAGGGAAUCAAAGUUGCUCGAUAAAAAUGACCUGUUCCUCUUUUAAAACUGUAGAAAGAACAACCAGGGCUUGAGAUGUAUGGGUGCAUAUGAUUUCAAAGUAUAACACAAACAGGCUAAGUUCAAAAGUAUUUUGAAUUGUCUGUUUUACUUCUGUCUUGAGAAAAAAGAAAGGAAACUUGCAUUACAGAGUCUGUUGACUUCAAACAUUUCCAUCUUUGGACACACAUUGUAAAAAUGAUAGCUGCUUUCUGUUUCUCUUUUGCAAUGUGGCACAAUUUCAUGUAGUUAAUUAAUAUGUCAUACAUGAUAUUGCAGCAAAAUUUGCCAUAGUUUUGGAAGACAUUGACCCAGCUUUUAAAUUGACCACUAGAAAUUUACUGCUGGUAUGCAUGGUAUGAGCUAAAAGCAGAGUAAUGAAUAUUUUCAGGCUCUGAGUACAAAUGUUGCAAGUCAAAGCUAAAAAGGAGCAUUUUUUGGAACUGAGAUGAAUUAAAAAUUUGCAACAAAAAAAAUCUAACAUUUUUUUAUUUAAUUUUCAAAGUUACCACAGACUGGCUAAAGCGAGAAAAGAAUCAUCUAAAGUCAAUACUUUCUUCCAUCUUGUCUUACAGUUAGUAUCUUUUGUGUUUGGAUUCUUGUAUCUUAGAAUUUAAUUUACAAAGAUUGAUGCAGGUAGAUAUAACCAGUGGAAAAUUGUAAUGUUAUUCUACAUGAAAGACAUGUAGUUACAACAUUAUUACAAUAAUGUACAAUGUUAUAAAUUAAACUGUUAAAAUUUGAACAGAGA